CCCCUGGCACCUACUCACUGCACUCCAGCAUUCAGCAUUAGACACCGCACCUAUCUCCGAGAGAGAGAGAGAGAGAGAGCUGUUAGCUAGUCCAGUAGUCCGGCGAGAGUGACGAGAGAAACCGAGAAAGAAACAUGGCGUCGGCAUUGUCAUUCCCGAUCAUCGACAUGGGGCUGCUCGGUGGGGAGGAGAGGCCGGCAGCGAUGGAGCUGCUGCGUGAUGCAUGCGAGAACUGGGGCUUUUUCGAGAUUCUGAACCACGGCAUCUCGACAGAGCUGAUGGACGAGGUGGAGAAGCUGACGAAGGACCACUACAAGCAGGUGCGCGAGCAGAGGUUCCUUGAGUUCGUGAGCAAGACGCUCAAGGACGGCCACGACGCGCAGGGCGUGAAGGCGGAAGACCUGGACUGGGAGAGCACCUUCUUCGUCCGCCACCUCCCGGAGUCCAACAUCGCCGAGAUACCCGACCUCGACGACGAGUACAGGCGCGUGAUGAAGCGGUUUGCCGGCGAGCUGGAGCAGCUGGCGGAGCGGCUGCUGGACCUGCUGUGCGAGAACCUCGGCCUGGAGAAGGGGUACUUCGCGCGGGCCUUCCGCGGGCCCAAGGGCGCCCCCACCUUCGGUACCAAGGUCUGCAGCUACCCGCCGUGCCCGCGGCCGGACCUCGUGAAGGGCCUGCGCGCCCACACGGACGCCGGCGGCAUCAUCCUGCUGUUCCAGGACGACCGCGUGGGCGGGCUCCAGCUGCUCAAGGAGGGCGAGUGGGUGGACGUGCCGCCCAUGCGCCACUCCAUCGUGGUCAACCUGGGCGACCAGCUGGAGGUGAUCACCAACGGCAGGUACAAGAGCGUGCUGCACCGGGUGCUGGCACAGACCGACGGGAACAGGAUGUCCAUCGCGUCGUUCUACAACCCGGGCGGCGACGCGGUCAUCUUCCCGGCGCCGGCGCUGGUGAAUGCCGAGGAGGCCGCGGGGGCGUACCCGAGGUUCGUGUUCGAGGACUACAUGGCGCUGUACGUGCGGCACAAGUUCGAGGCCAAGGAGCCCCGGUUCGAGGCCUUCAAGUCCAUGGAGACUGAGAGCUCCAACCUCAUAGCCAUCGCGUAACGACCGGACCAUGCACCUAGCUCGGGUUUACUGUUCGUGUUGUAAACGUACGCAUGGCCACCUCUUGGACCUAGAUAAAGUCACGUAGGAUUGCUAGUUUGUACUUGUGGCGUGCUGUUGCACGCUCAAUCGCUCAUCUAUGUCUGUGUCUGGUCCCCCUAUGCUAUUCGUUCGCUAGCUAGCUUUGUGUGUCGUCGUGCUGUAAGUCUGUAACCUGUUUGCUGCUAUAAAUUAUACUACGAGUAACUAGUGUGAGAUUGCAUGCCUGUGUUCUU
This is a messenger RNA of Phragmites australis (common reed), 1381 nucleotides long. Its product is annotated as 1-aminocyclopropane-1-carboxylate oxidase 1-like. The coding region runs from base 135 to 1106 and encodes 323 amino acids. The transcript is spliced from 2 exons. Lineage: Eukaryota; Viridiplantae; Streptophyta; Magnoliopsida; Poales; Poaceae. The record is from RefSeq and is a predicted model, not a curated record.